Passer montanus (Eurasian tree sparrow) is the source of this 594-nucleotide messenger RNA. It is a transcript of the gene LNP1, whose product is annotated as leukemia NUP98 fusion partner 1. The coding region runs from base 1 to 594 and encodes 197 amino acids. NCBI's taxonomy places the organism in Eukaryota, Metazoa, Chordata, Aves, Passeriformes, Passeridae. The record is from RefSeq and is a predicted model, not a curated record. The transcript is spliced from 3 exons.
AUGGAAUAUGAUGAGGAUGAUGAUAUUUUCUUUGCAAAAUGGAUGAGCAGCUUCUGGGGCCACAACUUGAUCGAUGAGGAGAAAGAAGGCAGAGGCCACAAGAAACGUCAGCCACAGCUCUGGAGUGAAAGGAGGGCAUCCCUACCGGCCAAGCUUUCAUCCCUCCAUACAACACGACUUCACGCUUCUGCCAAAGGCUCAUCUUCAGGCCACCUCAGGGGCUCCAAGGAAUUUCAGGAAGACCAAGAUGUCAAAUGUCACUGCCACAGGAAGGCAAGCAGAACGCCUUCAGCAGACAGCUCAUGUCCAGAGACAAGAUCAAACUCCAUUCAGGAAUUUGCAGAGUCCUUUGAAAAGCAAUUGCAUCUCAAAAGCAAACGCUCAGUUUCUCUGCAACCUGAAGGUGCAAAAGAGAGACGAGAAAGAGAAAAAUUGCAUUUGAGAAAAAGCAAGUCUCAUAAGAAAAUGGGAGAGAAAUCAGAGGGAAGGAGAGAGCGGGAUGAAGCUGAAAGUUCAGAAGUACCUGCAAAACACAGCAAACAGUUUCCAUCACAAGCAAGCAUUCAGAAAGGUUAUGUAUCCACAGGCAGCUAG